Messenger RNA from Physcomitrium patens, 2233 nucleotides. Its product is annotated as mannan endo-1,4-beta-mannosidase 2. NCBI's taxonomy places the organism in Eukaryota, Viridiplantae, Streptophyta, Bryopsida, Funariales, Funariaceae. Gene Ontology annotation, biological process: polysaccharide catabolic process. Gene Ontology annotation, molecular function: mannan endo-1,4-beta-mannosidase activity. The record is from RefSeq and is a predicted model, not a curated record.
GGAAGACCCAGAAGGACCCAGAAGGAAGAAAAAGCUGAGAUAGUGAUGAUCAAAUCAUCAUCGUCGUUUGUGAUUGCAUUUCAAGAAAUUGGGGAGGACGUGUCUACAUCAUCUGAAGUCUCUGGAUUGCCUUGACACUGAUUGUGUUAAGCGCAAUAGCGGGUACCCCUUCGGUGGGAUUCACUGCAGGAAUAAGGCUUAGAUUUAAUCCUAAAAUCCGAACUGGAAAUUGAGAACAUUUCUAGAAACCUUUCUAGAAAGCGUUUUCUGCACACUUAUGGUAUGAGCGCUUUGAAUCUCCUCGUUAUGGACCGAAAAAAGUGUUAAAAGCUCCAAACAAGUAGGACACACGCGGAAACUGUAUGUUAAGCUUGAAACUCGGAUGAGCAAAGUGCAACACAGACAGCCUGCUUGAACAUGUAUGCAUGGGGCAUAUCCCUUCAUAUCCUAAUUCCCCAGCCUGCUGUAUCUGCUACUAGUGUAUAGACAGUGAGACGAAUCAGUGAGAGAGAGAGAGAACAUCUUCGACACAAGACUGAUAUCAAGUAACUGUAGCUUUUCACUGUCUCCAGGUGAGUCGAAAGACUGGUCUGGGGACUUUGAAGUGUUUGACGCAAAAAUUGAAAUCUCAGAAUUCCUCAAUAGUCUCAAAAGAACGAACACCGUUUCUCUAAGUAUUGCAGCUAUGAGAGGAUCACCGAAGGCAAUUCCUCCGAGGUUCAAAUUUGUUACCUUCUUCGUAGCGCUCAGCCUACAUUUUGCAGCAGUAACGGCGAAUCUCAGGGCUGACCACGAAAGCAUUCAGAUACAAAGCCAUCGCGCUUUUGUUGGCCGAGAUGGUAAGAAUUUCGUGCUCGAUGGCCACCCGUUAUAUGUCAACGGGUGGAAUUCUUAUUGGCUCAUGUCGCAGGCAGUGGAGGAGAGCACGAGAUCACGGGUGACCAACAUCUUCAAGCACGGAGCUGCGUUAGGCAUGACAGUAUGCCGCUCGUGGGCUUUCAACGAUGCUGCUUACGAUGCGUUGCAGGAGACUGUCGGCGUUUACUCGGAGCAAGCAUUCAAGGCUCUAGACUUUGUUGUUAUGGAGGCGGGCCGCUAUGGAGUGCGGUUGUUACUGACCCUGGUGAAUAAUCUUCCAGACUAUGGGGGUAAGACCUGCUACGUACAGUGGGCGAGGGACGCUGGCAUAGUACUGGACGGUGAUACCGAUGACCACUUCUUCUCGCAUCCCAUCCUCCGCAACUAUUAUAAGGCUCAUGUCAAGACCGUUCUAACGAGGGUGAAUAGCUUCACAAAUGUGGAGUACCGCAACGACCCUACCAUUUUCGGUUGGGAACUCAUAAAUGAACCUCGAUGUGCACAAGAAUCCUCAAGCGGUGCUUUUCAGGCAUGGAUUGAAGAAAUGGCUGCGUAUGUGAAGUCUCUGGAUAGCAAGCACCUGUUAACGAUAGGGCUGGAGGGCUUCUACAAGAAGAGUGGCAAAGGAACCUCUACGGUGAACCCGCAUUACAUGCCUGGCUCAGGGACGGACUUUAUAGAAAACCAUGAAGUAGAUGGAAUCGACUUUGCAACAGUGCACGCCUACCCCGAUCUCUGGAUGCCGUGGGAGGAUCAUUCCGAGAAACAGAAGUUUUUUGACGCGUGGGUGGACGCGCACAUCAAAGACGCCGACGAAAUUCUGCAAAUGCCAGUUCUCUUCUCUGAGUUCGGGCUGCUCAACUCGCAGGAACGACUUGCCAUGUACACAUCCAUGUAUGACAGGAUCUACGAGUCGGCGAAAUACCGUGGGGCUGGCGGUGGCGCUCUCGCGUGGCAGCUUCUCGACGAGGAAAUGGCGAACGUCUGGGACGACGGAUUCGCGAUCUUCCCAGGCCAAGACCUCCCUAUGAUUCAUCUCAUCAAACUGCAAUCGUGCCGCUCGAAGUUGCUACCCUCGUCGUCCGACGAAUGCCUCGACGGCGAUCAGUCCUCGUCCCUCUGACGCGCCAUGUUGAUGCUCUUGACGCCGACUCCCAACUUCUAGGGGAUGCCAAAGAAUUAAUAGAAUAAGCCCACGUGUAUAGAUUCGAUACAUUAAGAAUAAAUGUAUAUAUGUAUAUCUUUAAGAAAAUCCUUAUUGCACUAAAGAAAAAAAAGUUUUAUUUUUUACUAAAUUAGAUAAUGAGUUCCAACUUGUUUAUAAAGAAUAAUCAAAUAAAAUAAAUAAAGCAUACUACAAUUGUUUCAACACAUU